This is a messenger RNA of Entamoeba dispar SAW760, 303 nucleotides long. RefSeq lists its product as uncharacterized. The record is from RefSeq and is a predicted model, not a curated record. Gene Ontology annotation, biological process: protein phosphorylation. NCBI's taxonomy places the organism in Eukaryota, Evosea, Mastigamoebida, Endamoebidae. The coding region runs from base 1 to 303 and encodes 100 amino acids. Gene Ontology annotation, molecular function: protein kinase activity. The transcript is spliced from 2 exons.
AUGGUUCAUUCUAUUUUGAUUCAGUUUAUUGUAUCAAAAUUACUGUUUUGGUACUUCCCAUCUUACUCUAAAAAAUUCAAAAAUCUUGAAGAGAAAGGAUUGGGAACACCAACCCAUGCUGCUCCUGAAGGAAGCCAAGAUAGAUGUACUUUUGCUGGUGACGUUUAUUCAUUUGUUGUAACUACUUGGGAAAUGUUUUAUCAAGAAGAGUCCUACAAAAAUUUCAAAACAUUACCUGAAACUAAAGACUAUAUUAAUAGUGGUAAAUGUUUAGAGUCUGAUGAAAAGAUAAGAGGUGAUUAA